AUGACGCGAGCAGAAACAGAUCGAUCGUCGCGAACUUCAUCCUCCGGCAUUGAUUCCUUAGAGCAACAAGUGACGCGCGAUGAUCCGCAUCAAAACGGAACGUUGGAAAAGCAGACAACUGCCGCGUCAGGUCUGUCGGUGUUUGAGAAUCGCGCGCACUCGGUGAUCUCAAGGAUUCGGAGUCGAGAGCCCGGUCAGGAUGCGCCCUUUACCCAUCCGCUCUCGCAUACUAAAACCACGAGUGAUGUCAUCGUGGACUUUGAUGGUCCGGAUGAUCCCUAUAAGCCUAUCAAUUGGCGGUUUCAGAAGAAAUGUAUAACUACCUUGCUAUAUGGUCUGACGACGAUGGGUGCUACCUGGGCGAGUUCCAUUUACUCGACUGGUACGAAGCAAGUUGACUCGGAGUUUGGAGUCGGCGAAGAAGUUGGGACGCUCGGUACCUCUUUGCUACUCUUUGGCUUCGGUCUGGGUCCUCUCGUCUGGGCUCCGCUAUCCGAAGUUUACGGGCGUAAACCUGCGGUCUUGUUACCAUAUUUCAUUGCCGCUUGUUUCUCCUUUGGUACGGCUGCGGCCAAAGACCUGCAAACAGUGAUGCUCACUCGAUUCUUCGCCGGGUUCUUUGGCUCCGCGCCGAUCACCAACACCGGUGGCGUCUUGAGCGAUAUCUGGACAGCCGAACAACGAGGCGCGGCCAUCGUAGGAUAUGCCAUGGCCGUUGUCGGAGGCCCGGUGCUAGGUCCUAUUGCUGGCGGUGCCAUUUGCCAAAGCUACCUUGGAUGGAGAUGGACGGAAUAUUUAACCGGCAUCAUGAUGGUCUUCUUCCUCGUCAUGGACGUCCUCUUCCUCGACGAAAGCUACCCACCAGUCCUCCUAGUCUACAAAGCACAACGCCUCCGCUUCGACACAGGCAACUGGGCGCUCCACGCGCGCCACGAAGAAUGGGACGUGACCUUCAAAGAGCUUGGCAACAAAUACCUCAUCCGACCCUUCGCCCUCCUCACCACACCCAUCUGCUUCCUCGUGGCACUCUACGCCUCCUUCGUCUACGGUAUCAUCUACCUCAGUCUCGCCGCCUUCCCGGUCGAAUUCCAAGAAGUGCGCGGCUGGAACCAACUCGUCGGCGCCCUCCCCUUCCUCGCCUACCUCGUCGGCAUCUUCUUCGCCGCAGCCGUGAACCUCCUCAACCAAAAAUUCUACAUCAAACGCCUCCGCGCCAACAACGACUUCCCCGUCCCCGAAGCCCGCCUACCCCCCAUGAUGAUCGGGUCCAUCCUCUUCGCCGCAGGCCUCUUCAUCUUCGGCUGGACGGGCGACCCCAAGAUCCACUGGAUCGGACCCCUCAUCGGCGCCGUCCUGAUGGGUUUCGGCUUCUUCACCAUCUUCCAAGCAGCCCUGAACUACCUCAUCGACACAUUCCAGAAAGUCGCCGCCAGCGCCGUCGCCGCGAAUACCUUUCUGCGCAGUCUCUUCGCUGGCUGUUUCCCGCUCUUCGCGCACAUCAUGUUCCGUGAGAUGGGCGUCGAUUGGGCAUCCAGUGUAUUGGGCUUCGUGGCCAUCGCGUUAAUCCCGAUCCCGUAUCUGUUUUAUAUUUUUGGGAAGAGGAUCCGCGCGAGGGGGAAGUGGUCGAGAGGGUCAGUUUAUGGGUAUUAA
This is a messenger RNA of Aspergillus affinis, 1650 nucleotides long. Its product is annotated as MFS transporter. Lineage: Eukaryota; Fungi; Ascomycota; Eurotiomycetes; Eurotiales; Aspergillaceae. The transcript is spliced from 4 exons. Bases 1 to 1650 code for a protein of 549 amino acids. Gene Ontology annotation, molecular function: transmembrane transporter activity. The record is from RefSeq and is a predicted model, not a curated record. Gene Ontology annotation, biological process: transmembrane transport.